GCCACCAGUCGGCGGGAGCCGCCACUCGUUCCUGGCGGGCGUUUUUAGCUCCAGUUGUCGCCUGUGUUGCUGUGGUGCCCAGAGCGGCCGGGCCGAGCAUCAUGACGUCCGCCUUGGAAAACUACAUCAACCGAACUGUUGCAGUUAUAACUUCUGACGGAAGAAUGAUUGUGGGAACACUGAAAGGGUUUGACCAGACCAUUAAUUUGAUUUUGGAUGAAAGCCAUGAACGAGUGUUCAGCUCUUCACAGGGAGUAGAACAAGUGGUGCUGGGAUUAUACAUCGUAAGAGGUGACAAUGUUGCAGUCAUUGGAGAAAUUGAUGAAGAGACAGAUUCUGCGCUUGAUUUGGGGAAUAUUCGAGCAGAACCUCUAAACUCUGUAGCACACUGAGGAAAAAUUACAUACAUUGGACAUCUGUAUAUCUUUGUAUAGAAACUGAUUAUUCUAAGGAUGAUGUAUGAAAUUUUUAUGAAUGUGUAAUUGUAGACUUUGACUCCAUAUUGAUUCAUUGUAAUAUGAUAUGUAAAUUAAAAUAUUUCUACAUUUCCUUGAAAAACAUUUUUUUUUUCCCCCUAAAUCAUAGUUUUGGUAGCUUGUUUUUAUUUUUCUCUUAAAUAGUAUGAAAAUCUAAUGUUUACUUUAGGCACUUUUAGAACAAAUAUUUCAUAUUUUAAUACUUACGGAAAACUAGUUAAAAAAAGAACAAUUUGUGUGCUGUGUAAAUCAAGCAUACAAACACCUUCAUUAGUGCAGGAAACGUGUGUUUCCCUAUUUUUAAGAAAGUCACAGAAAGGUAAGUCUUGUAAUAUGAACCAUCCUCAUUUAUCACACUGCCUUGGUGGUUGGUUGCUCUCUAGCACCUUAGAAGUGUAGGUAAAAAUGUGUUUGGUUGAAAAAAAGGAAAAAUGCUAACAAAGUUGCAUAUUAUCUGAAAAAAAUGGAUUACAUAUAGUCUUAAAAGCCAUCUUAGCUCUUAAUCUUAAAAAUGGGGGAAUUUCUAGUAUUAAAGGAGUUUGUUGUUGUUGUUUAUAAAUGUGAGUAAAUAAACCUGAUGUUUAUAUUGAG
Leptonychotes weddellii (Weddell seal) is the source of this 1067-nucleotide messenger RNA. It is a transcript of the gene LSM8, whose product is annotated as LSM8 homolog, U6 small nuclear RNA associated. Gene Ontology annotation, molecular function: mRNA binding. Gene Ontology annotation, biological process: mRNA splicing, via spliceosome. The record is from RefSeq and is a predicted model, not a curated record. Gene Ontology annotation, cellular component: precatalytic spliceosome; U4/U6 x U5 tri-snRNP complex; U6 snRNP. NCBI's taxonomy places the organism in Eukaryota, Metazoa, Chordata, Mammalia, Carnivora, Phocidae.